GUGCUUUCAAAAAUGGAUCAUAUUUUAACACAAGUUUAUUGCCAACCCCUAUUCACCUUCGUUGAGGAGAAGGCGGUCAAGAAAUUUCCAAACAGCCAGUUCAUAACACGGGAUAUUGAAAUCCCGAUCUUUGGGCUUGGCCGAUACAAGCUCAACUUCUUCCACUUGGUCUGGAGGACAAUCUUCGUGAUUGUGACCACCAUAAUCGCCAUGCUUCUCCCAUUCUUCAUCGACAUUAUCGGGCUGCUUGGAGCACUGAAUUUUUGGCUCCUCACGGUCUAUUUCCCGGUUGAGAUUUACAUUAAGCAGACGAACAUAACCAAGUGGAGCAUUAGAUGGGUGCUCUUCCAGAUUCUAACUGCGGUUUGCCUUAUCAUCUCUGUCGCUGCCGCCGCUGGCUCUGUUGCUGGGUUUGUUCACGACCUCAAGUCCUACAAGCCAUUCAGUUCGGACUUUUAAAUGUCAUGCUACAUUUGUAUAUGGCUCUUGGUCGAUUGCUCUUUUGUCAUGCAAGCAAAUGCAGCCAAGAUAAGUGAGUGACAAGCAUUCCUAGGUGAAAUGACAGACUGUUGACAUAUGUAAAAUAUAUACAAUACGCACUGUGUCAAACAUGAAUAAAUUUCUUUAUGCUUGAGGAUCA
Messenger RNA from Eucalyptus grandis, 640 nucleotides. RefSeq names its product amino acid permease 3-like. The transcript has a single exon. The record is from RefSeq and is a predicted model, not a curated record. The coding region runs from base 13 to 459 and encodes 148 amino acids. NCBI's taxonomy places the organism in Eukaryota, Viridiplantae, Streptophyta, Magnoliopsida, Myrtales, Myrtaceae. Gene Ontology annotation, cellular component: plasma membrane.